Doryrhamphus excisus (bluestripe pipefish) is the source of this 8562-nucleotide messenger RNA. Lineage: Eukaryota; Metazoa; Chordata; Actinopteri; Syngnathiformes; Syngnathidae. The record is from RefSeq and is a predicted model, not a curated record.
ACUUCUGUCAUCCGCCAUACAGCAUGCCCAGGUGAUCACAAUAUGGAAGGGGGUCUGCUAGCAAGUGGAGAUAGAAAACGUUAGCUCGGUGAUUUACUCGUAGUCAAGUCAAAACUGUUUAUCAUUUAUAUACAUACACACACAUUGAGGAUGAACCCAACCAACACAAAAACUCGACAAAGCAAGUUACUGUUCGUUCAAACAUUGUUGAAGUAUCGACGCUUACAGCAAAUAUGUGUUAGCUGUGAAGACAUAUCCUUUUACUGUUAGCAUUAGCAACACGAGACCAUGUUCAUCACGAUACCAUCAUUUCAGCUCUCAAAAAGUUGGCCGGUUUGGUUACACUUUUCUAAAUGUUCUUCUAGUAGCUUCGACAGGCAUUUCAGCUAACAGCUAAAUAAAUACUUUCUUUAGUACUAGUAGUAUUCUGGCACACACAAGUUAGCGAGGUAGUUCGCUAGGUUCUCCAAAUGGUCGAUGCUAGACGAGCAUAAUGAAAUACACAGCGAAUGCUUUAGCAAUAUAUUGACUAUUUUCACCGUUUAGAACGAAUAGCAGAUAUAUUACGAGAAAGCAAUUCGCCAAAAUGAAGAAGGACUGGAUUCUCCAUGUCUGGAGUUGCAGCAGGCAGAAGCCGAAAAUAGCGCAUCGUCUGUUCCUUCCAAGUUAAAUAGUCAUGGCUCGCUUCUGUCCCCUAAUGGCAAAUAUGAACACCUUUACACUAUGGCGUUUCAAUAUUAAACACCAAUGUUUAUACUGUUUAUUUUGUCUCCUAAAAUUGCAUAAGUUUAUAUGAAUUAUGUGCUAUAGCGUUGUCAUUUGUCAAGCCAUCCAAAUACAACCAAAAACCAAACAGAUUUUCAGUUUUUCACCGUCAGUAAAGUUUUAAAGUUCAUAACUACUGCAUUAUCUCCGUGGCCGUGCUGUACAUCUUCACAGCCCAGAUCGGCUCCCCUCCCCUCUUUUAAAAAGUGUGGCAUAUUGAGGGCUGUGUUGGUUUUAUUUGCACAUAACUGUUCCUGGUUCCAAGAAACAAACAAAAGGCCUUAAACCUGGAUUGCUUCAAUGCAUUAAUCUUGUUUGUCGAGAGUGAACAAUGGCAAUUGAAGAGAGAAAUGAAGGGUUCUGGAGCUCAGUGGAAUAAUUUGUACAUAGUCCCUUUUAUUGCAAACGUGGAUCCGAAAUCAGAAGACGAUGUCAAGCUAGGAGGAAGGUUUGGAGGGGGGGGGCAAGUCGUGUGUCACAAAGACACGUGGCUGUUUUUGACACAUGUGGCUGUUCUCCAUUCGUGGGUGAACUUGCGGUCUACUGUCUUACAGACAGACCUGGACCCCUUUUAUAGACAGGUUGGACUGUUUGUGCACCUCUGAUAGCAGCGCCUGGGAGCCGAGUUAGAGUUGGUAGAGCAGAGGACUGUUGACGCAAUGUGCUAAAAUGGCUGGUUCAAGUCCGACUCAAAGGACAUUUUGGAGCAUUUGUUGAGAAAUGCUAAUCUGGGGCAGGGUCACAGAUUUUUGUCAAUAAUAAAACACAGUUUUUUUUUGUACAUAGCACUUUUCUUGAUACUUAAAGACACAUUGAAAUUUCUCUUAAAAAUACAUCAGUAGGGAUAAAAACUACUGUAUACAUCACUGUUUAGUUAUUCAGUUAGUGUACACAACUAUAAGGCCAAAUAUUUCAAAGUCUCAUUUGACUAUUAAUGUAAUAGAUCACAUGACAAAAUGAUCAUGGUGUGUUUUGAAGCAGGCAAAUAAUAAAAUAUUAAUUCAUCAAAAUUGGGACAUAAAAGCUGUACGCAUGUGCAAGUCGACUCUUCAUCAGCGUGUGAAUUGACAAAGGAGGGGCAGGCAGUGUCAGUGAGGCUUCCUCCGUUGUGGAUUUAUGUGAGGAUAUCAUAAAAAGAAGACAUUAACAGGGACAGACUAUUCUUCAUUCUUCCACAUACCGUGAGCAGUAUGUUCAAGGCAGUGUUUGGACAAAGGAAACACAAAGGAGGAAAACCAGGAGAAACAAGGAGGCAGAGACACCCAAGUGAGCAGGUGCAAACUCACAGCACUUUGCAGAUGGGCAGUGGUGGUCGGGCCACACGCCACCAUCACCAUGACAGUCGCUACACAGGGAAGAAGAAACUAACCAAGGGGGCGUCUAUUUCUCUGCCAUCAUCCCCCCUUCUUCCUCGCCUGGAGAACAUAGUUCCAUCCCAUUCGUGUACCAAGUUCCCAGGACGGGCAAAGAAGCUGGAGUAUGUGGACGUCUCCUGCGACUCGAGAGGACCUCCUGUCUUUGCCUCGUGCUGUGACGAGACAGACCACAGAGACCUCCACGUGGAGCCCCAGCUGGGCUCCUCCCUUCCUACCCAGGAACUGAUGACCAGACUAUGCUUCUUAUUGGGAGAAGCAACGCCCGGCACAGCUAGCUCUCCUAUGGAGGACAGGAGGGAAAAGAAGGGUGAGACUCCCGCCCAGGGAGGGAGCCCCAGUUCCACGCUGACCUGCAGCACUGCCUCUCCUUGUUCAGAGAGCCCCUCUUCCACCUUAAGCAGCAGUGCUGUAUGCCACCCUUUGUCCCUGCCUUUACCACACUGUGGCUCCAGCCUCAGCCCCAGCGGGACGCUCUCCAGCUCUGUGCGCAGCCCUGCUCAAUGUUCUCCUGCUGUAGCUGUCACAGAUAGCAACCUUGGGCCUCCUCAAAGCCCCACCUCCACGCUGGAGAGCAAGGACAGUGGAAUCAUAGCUACUAUCACUAGUUCUUCUGAAAAUGAGGAACGCAGCGCAGAUCUCACUGUGGAUGACGUCUCAGGGGGCAGUACUAUGGGUCACACAGGCGAGGACGGUCAUCCUGGGCUUACGAGGAGCAAUCCCACCACCCAACCAGAGGAAGUAUCACAGAGAGCUGGUAUUAAGGAGCCCCGGACACCGCCUGCACCGAAGAGACCACUGCCACAGCACCACAUACACAGUGCUUCCUCUUUCAUGAUGCCCCGUCCAAAUUCUGUGGCAGCAACGUGCUCCACAAGACUGGAGGACCUGACAUAUCUGGACAACCAAAGGCUAGGCGGGCACAGGAGCUCUAUCCGCAAACUAAAUGCACCUGGCCGCAACCAUGAGGAUUCCAAAGGGAGAUUGGCUCAUUUUAAACAAGCUGACAUCAUGCUGAAACCGCUGCUGUUUGAAGUUCCCGGCACCAAGGCAGAAACAUCUUUUGUGGGCCGGGAUUGGCUUUUCACACGGCUGGAUGAGGUCUUGAAGAAAACAAGCAAUUGCGACGGAAGAGGGGCUGUCAUUGUAGGGAACGCCGGCUCCGGGAAAACUGCUAUCAUGUGGCGGCUGGUGGCGCUAAGCUGUCAUGGCAUGCACACCCAACAUGGAGGGCCCAGCAUUCUCCACAGCCCCAGCUCCUCCCCCAAAUGUGGGCAUAAGCAGGGAAAAGCCGCCUCCAAACAAGCCGCUGAUUCCCAGAUCGACCAAAGUGCUGUUAUAGGAACGACCGAUAGUACAGCGCAUCGGAAAGAGGCUGUCAAGUGCCUCGCGACCAAGGUGGUUGCUUACCAUUUCUGCCAGGCCGACAACACAUACACCUGCCUGGUACCAGAGUUUGUUCACAGUGUUGCCGCCUUGCUGGCCAGAGCACCGCAGCUCACCCCAUACAGGGAGCUGCUGAUCCAGGAACCCCACCUUCAGAAUACACUCAGCCUGCGGUCCUGUGUCCAAGACCCCUUCACUGCCUUCCGAAAAGGUGUUCUGGAGCCCAUGGCCAACCUUCGCAAAGAGCGAAGGCUUCCUGAAGAAGACUACAUUAUCUUGGUUGACAGUCUCAAUGAGGCUGAAUUCCACAAACCCGACUACGGGGACACCAUCGCUACCUUCAUCACCAAGAUAGUCGCCAAAUUCCCGCUCUGGCUCAAGUUGGUGGUCACAGUGAGGACGGGCCUUGUGGAAAUUACCACUUUGCUCCCCUUCUCUGGCAUCUCCCUGGACAUCCUGCCUGACAGCAGCGACCUUGGAGCCGACCUGAGCGACUACAUCCACCAUCGGGUCAGCGGCAGUACCCAAAUUGCCGGCAACGUGACCACGCCCACAGGCUCCACCCCUGACCCGUUACUCCUCAGCAAGUUCAGCAGCCACCUGACAACACGCAGCCACGGCUCCAUCCUCUACCUUCAGCUGACCCUGGAUCUGUUCCACAAAGGCCAUCUGGCACUGAAAGGGGGAAACUACCUGGUGGUGCCAGUGUCUCUGUCAGAGGUGUACCUGCUGAUGUGUCGCGUGAGCUUCCCAGACAAGGACGUCUUUGAGCGAGUGCUUCCGGUACUAAAUGUGGCCCUGGCGUCGUUGCACCCACUGACAGAUGAACAAAUGUUCCGGGCGCUGAAUGCGGGCAGUGUGAAGGGGGAGCUGGAGUGGAAGGACUUCCAGCAGAGAUUAGACAGUCUGGCUGGAUUCAUGGUGAGACGGAGAGAUGGCACACGCAUGCUGUGUCAUCCCUCCUUCAGAGAGUGGCUGGUCUGGAGAGCAGAUGGAGAAAGCACGGAUUUCCUCUGUGACCCAAGGAGCGGCCAUGCUCUCCUGGCGUUUAUGUUCUCCAGACAGGAGGGGAAGUUGAACCGUCAGCAGACCAUGGAACUGGGACAUCACAUCCUCAAGGCUCACAUAUUCAAGGGUCUGAGUAAGAAGACAGGCGUGUCAUCCAGUGUCCUGCAGGCCAUGUGGGUGAACUGCAGCACAGACAGCCUCUCUGCUGCACUGGCCUCCCUAAGGAAUCUAUACACACCUAACAUCAAGGUCAGUCGUCUGUUGAUGCUAGGUGGCGCUAACGUGAGCUGGUGUACAGAGGUGGUAGGACACGCCCCCAUCCUGGCAAUCCAUGCCCACCUGGGACAUGCGGAGAUGGUCGCCUUGUUAAUGGAAAUGGGCGCUCCAAUAGAGGGGACUACCGACAGCGGCAUGGCGCCUCUGUGUUUGGCGGCUGCUGCAGGACACGCUGACGUCGUCAGCCUGCUCUGCAAGAAAGGGGCCAAGGUGGGCCAUGCUGAUAAGAACGGCCAAUGUGCGCUGGUCCAUGCCGGACUGAAGGGCCACACAGAGAUCAUCAACAUUUUGUUGGGGCAGGAUUGGGCCCCCGAGAACCCCACCGAUCCACAGGAACACGAGACUACGGUUGGGAAAAAUCUGGCUUUACAACAGGCGGUGACAGCUGCAGCCAGUGUAGGACACACACAGGUGGUAAAGAGCUUGCUGGACUUGGAAGAUGAACAGCUGGCCGUGCAGAUGGAUGCUCACGACUCUCUCUGGGGAGAAACGGUGCUGAGUGCAGCUUCAGGGAGAGGGAGAACGGAGGUGUGCGCACUCCUUCUGGACCGAGGAGCCGGGCUGGAGGUGUCAAACCGCAGAGGAAUGGUUCCUCUGCUCAGCGCAGUCAAACACGGGCACACACAGGUAGCAGAGUUGCUGCUGAAACACAACGCAGACAUCAGUGUGAGCGACAAGCAGGGGCGCACGCCGCUGAUGCUGGCCGCCUCUGAAGGCCACAUCAACACCGUGGAGCUGCUACUGUCCAAAGGUGCAUCUCUAUCUUCUGUGGAUCACGAGGGUCUGACAGCGCUGAGCUGGGCCUGCAUGAAAGGUCACAGGGGUGUCCUGCAGCCUCUGGUGGACGCCGGUGCAGACCUGAACCAAGCUGACAGGCAGGGACGCACUCCUCUCGACCUUGCUGCUCUAAAUGGGGACGCUGAUGCAGUUCACUAUCUGCUAGAACACGGUGCGGUGCUGGAGAGGACGGACAACAACGGAAGUAGGGCAGCAGAGCACACGCUAGGCUGCCAGAAUCCGUCCCUGGUGGCUUCGCUGCUAAAGAAAGGCUCCAAGAUGGGCUACAGAACAGCUCCGCACGAUAGAUCAGGUCACGCCACCUGGGCGAUGGCUUCCACCAAACCAGAUAUCCUCCUCAUCCUGCUGCAGAAGCUCAUGGAGGAAGGAAACCUGCUUUACAAGAAGGGACGUAUGAAGGAGGCUGGCCAACGCUACCAGUAUGCUCUGAGGAAGCUGCCUCGAGAAGGUCAAGGGGAGGAGCUAAAGGGGCUCAAAGACUUGCGAGUAUCUCUCUAUCUCAACCUAUCCCGCUGCCGAAGGAAAACCAACGACUUUGGCAUCGCUGAGGAGUUUGCAACAAAAGCCCUGGACCUGAAGCCUCGGUCUUAUGAGGCCUACUAUGCCAGAGCACGAGCCAAGAGGAGUAGCAGGCAUUUUGCUGAGGCGCUGGCGGACCUCCAUGAAGCAUCACGACUCUCCCCGUCCAACCGUGAGAUCCGACGCCUGCUGGUGCGAGUGGAGGAGGAAUGCAAACACCAUCAGCGGAUGUCCAGCAACAGCAGCAGUAACGCAUCACAGACGUACAGCAGAGAUCCUCUCAGCCACCAUCAUCAUCAUCAUCAUCACGCCACUGAGGACGAGGCAGACAUGUAUUCACAGGGAAGUCUGGAGAGACCCAUCCCAGAGGAGAACUCUUGUCCACAGCAAGACCACGACAAAGAGGAUGAAGACGAGGUGAAUCUGCAAUGCGGCUCGGAAUUUUGGCCUCUGAAUCCAUAUGGUCCAAACAGAACUCUCCCUGGUGGCGUGGCUUUUGGGUUAGCAGAUCAGGCGCCAUGUUUUCCUCAAGAGGAUUAUGUCCAGAACCCACUCUUCAUGGACUUGCCUGAGCCGGUUCCUGCUGUCCACAGGCACACUCCAAACCAGGGCAGCAGGACACAUCACCAUUGCCACUCCCUCCAGUCAGGGAACAGGGUGGUGGGCAGGCCUCUGUCUCUUUGUGGACCGUCCAGUCCUCUACCAGGGCGACACAUCUCCACCUCCCUGAGGCCUGCACCUGUGCUGGGCCUUGACAUCAGCACUGGAUCAGCCACAGAACAUUCCGGGCUCAGUCCCACAGAGCACUACCACCCCAUGUCCCCAAACAGCUCCUCGCCGCCGGGCCCUCUUCAUAUGUACCAGCCCCGUUCAUCCAGCUUUUCCAGGGGUUCUGACAGACUCGCCACCCACUCUGUGGCUCUGGAUGGCCUGGCGCUUGCUGUGGAAGUCAGGAGGGAGGCUAGUGGAGCAGGAACAGCUGGUUCUAGGGGUUCCAGCUCCAGCCAGGCUUCCAGCGGGAACCUCUCAGACAAUGGAAAGCAACAGGUCCUGGACCCGCCGUGCCCCAUUAAAAGCAGCGGCAGCUUCAAGUCGAAGGCUGAGAUGAAGCCACGGCCCUUCAUGGGGGUCACGGACAAAGCAGUGCGGGUGCACAGCCAGCAGACCCCGAGCUUUGGGCGGCAGGGCCAAGGAGGAGGAGGAGGAGGCAUGGAAAGUUUCAGCAUGUCUGUCUUGGAGUUCCAGGGUUUGAACAAUGAGUACAAGCGCUCUUCCUUCCAGGACACGAUGUCUGGAAAUCACGCCAGCGGUCAGCAGCAGAGCAGUGACUUCGGGGAGCGGCUCCACCAGCGAGAGGUGAGAGCUGCCAUGUCGUCCCAGUUACGAUUUCCGGACGGAAGGCACAGGCAGACCAGCCUGACCAGAGACAACCCAACACUGCACAUGGCGCCCAUCAAGCCCAAGCGCUCAUUUAUCGAGUCAAAUGUCUGAAUAGUUGGUCCAAGCACAAAAACAGAACCCAAGUCCUGUGCAAGGUAGCAGGGAUCUGAACCUGUGAACCUGUGUGUGGAGUUCUGCUGCUGCAUCGCAUUUGCAAUCUAGAAUCAGUGGUCCAAUAACGGGCUUGUCUGCUUCUGCUUACAUGUUUACAGCUAACACACUCGUGUAUUCCAGAAAAACCACACAUACCUUAAGUAGGCUUUUAAACCAAGUAGUACAUUGUCUGAAUUGUAUUCCUUAUAUCAAACAUUCUAGUCUGAGAAAGCUUUGUGCACGAAUAAUAUCGACAACCUCACACUAGUUGCAGGAUAAGACCAUUUCGAUUGUCAAGUGUCUUUUAAAAAAAAAUAACAUUUAUAUUUGUACAAUGUACACUAUAUUUGCAGAUGAUAUUUAUUCCCUUGUAAGUGGUUCUUUGUCAACAUACAGCCUUUUAAAAAUGGUGUGCUGAACAAAUGUAGAUGACAACGUUAAAACCUUAUUGUCUAUAUUGGGUUGCUUUAAUAUAAUAAUAAUAAUAAUAAUAAUCACUGUAUAUGUUAUUUAUUUUUGCAUAGCAGGAGAUGUAUGAAGUGUUUAUUGGUUUUACUGAACACAAGGAGUCCAAAAUGAAAAGGACAUCAUACAGUAGAAUUAUAACAAUAUGUCCAUCGUUGUCAUGAACACUUUCCAUGCUAUGGAUUACAGAAUGUGGCCACCUUGUGGUACAAUAAAAUAAUGGUGGAUGACUCAGUAUUUAUGUUUCUUUCACAGUACAGCAUAUCAUUUGAAAAAGUGUUACAAUGUAUAGAAAUGAUAGGAAUUAGAGGAAAACGCCUCUUGACAUUAAAGCCAUGACCAACAAAGCAAGUCUUUUAAAUUGUACAAGAGACCUCCAUCACCUCAACACCAUGUGUACUAUCCAUACACAAACUGCCAUAAUGCAAGGUGCUAAAUG